AUGCUUCAAGGCGACAUCACCUUCAGAUGCGGUCAUUAUCACUACUAUCCCGAGCCAACUCCUCAUUCCAACUGCAUCCGUCGGGAAGUUUACGUGUAUUCACCCGAGCGGUUUCCUGCUACACCAGGUGAACCGGUUCAUCAUUGGGUCCGGCGGGAUGGGAAUGACAAUAUAGUGGGACCUGAUUCUGACCCCUCAUUGCGAGUACCACGAGAGGCACCAGAAACCGUGCUGGAGAAGAAUAUGCCGCAGCGAGUACGGAUAUCAGAACUGCUACCAGGACCGGCACCAGCACGCACUUCUAGACAGAACCCUAGAGGUAACCUUGAGAUUAGUCUACGACGAAGACUAAAGCAGGAGGUAAGGAAAAGAAAACGUGCAGAACAAAGACGGGCACAAGCAGACUCCAGGGGGGAAGAGGGACAUACAUCGAGAGGAGCGGAAGCAAACACACAAGACAUCAAAGAAGAUAUACGAGGCGACGUGCAGGCCAUACUGGAAGAGGAACUGAGGGACCUGAUGGACCCGAUGGACCUGAUGGAAGAAGAGGCGUGUCAGGAAAUAACGGAGGAGGUGAAGAGGGAGGCAAGGAGCAAUGCUUAUGAUCAAGUGUAUGGGUUAUUGCUGAGGGAGAUGCAAAAUAUGAUGGAAGAAACUAAGGAAAUCUUGAAGGAGGAUUUGGCGGUGGUGAUGGAGAGGGUGAAAGAGGGGGUUAAAAAGGAGGUGAAGGAGGAGGUGAGGGUGAAGGAAGAGUCGGAGUAG
Neurospora hispaniola is the source of this 762-nucleotide messenger RNA. RefSeq lists its product as uncharacterized. The transcript has 2 exons. Lineage: Eukaryota; Fungi; Ascomycota; Sordariomycetes; Sordariales; Sordariaceae. Bases 1 to 762 code for a protein of 253 amino acids. The record is from RefSeq and is a predicted model, not a curated record.